AUGAGCGAGAGCCAACUCCAGGAGGCCUGGGCGGAAAUGGAGAAAGUGCAAGCUUCCGGCAAAGCCCGAUCCAUUGGCGUCUCCAACUUUCUCCAGAGUCACCUGGAAACCAUUCUCAAGACUGCUAAAGUAAUUCCAGCCGUGAACCAGAUCGAAUAUCACCCAUAUCUCCAGCAUGGAGAUCUACUGGCCUUCCACGAGGCGAAAGGAAUUCGUACCGCCAGUUAUGGCGGACUGGUGCCCAUCACUCAAGCUUCGGGGGGUCCCUUAGACCCCUUGUUGUCAACGCUUGCCGCCAAGUAUGGAGUCAGCGAGUCGGAGAUCCUGCAGCGUUGGGCGAUCGAUCGAGGUGUCGUCGUUAUCACUACCAGCAGCAAAGAAUCGCGCUUAGCUGGUUAUCUGCGUGUGUUUGCCUUCAAGUUGACUCCUCAUGAGGUGGAGGAGAUCUCCCGGCUGGGUCAGCAAAAGCACUAUCGUGCAUUCUGGCUCCCAAAAUUUGAUCCUGACGAUCGGUCCUGA
Messenger RNA from Penicillium chermesinum, 519 nucleotides. RefSeq lists its product as uncharacterized. NCBI's taxonomy places the organism in Eukaryota, Fungi, Ascomycota, Eurotiomycetes, Eurotiales, Aspergillaceae. Gene Ontology annotation, molecular function: oxidoreductase activity. The transcript has a single exon. The coding region runs from base 1 to 519 and encodes 172 amino acids. The record is from RefSeq and is a predicted model, not a curated record.